Molecule: messenger RNA, 2205 nt
Organism: Quercus lobata
Lineage: Eukaryota; Viridiplantae; Streptophyta; Magnoliopsida; Fagales; Fagaceae
Product: protein STRUBBELIG-RECEPTOR FAMILY 5-like
Exons: 15
Coding region: 1-2055 (684 amino acids)
Biological process (GO): protein phosphorylation
Molecular function (GO): ATP binding; protein kinase activity; protein binding
Source: RefSeq, a predicted model, not a curated record
AUGUACCACUACCACAACAACAUUGUUGCCUUUUGGCUUCUUUUACUUGGAGUCUUGACCUCUCCGGUCCACUCGAAAACCGCUUCCCCGGAUGUUUCUGCCCUUAAUGUGAUGUAUAACAGCUUGAAUUCUAAUUCAAAACUAACUGGCUGGAAAUCAAGUGGGGGUGACCCUUGUGGUGACUCCUGGUUAGGGAUCAAAUGCUCAGGCUCAUCUGUAACUGAAAUAAACCUAUCUAACCUUGGACUCACCGGAUCAAUGGGCUACCAGCUUUCAAGCUUAACAUCCGUUACUCACUUUGAUUUAAGCAAGAACAACCUAAAGGGUGAGAUACCAUAUCAGCUCCCUCCUAAUGCAGCUUACAUAGAUCUUUCUCAAAAUGGCUUCACUGGUGGUGUGCCCUACUCAAUUUCUCAGAUGGCAGACCUUCAAUACCUAUAUCUUGGUAACAAUCAGUUGAAAAACCAGUUGAGUGAUAUGUUUGGAAAACUUUCAAAACUGAAAGAGAUGGAUCUUUCCGACAACUCACUGUCGGGCAAUUUGCCUCAGAGUUUCAAAUCACUCAAAAGCCUCAAAAAAUUGAAUCUGCAAAACAAUCAAUUCAGUGGCUCAAUUAAUGCCCUUUCUAAUCUUCCCCUUGAUGAUUUAUCUGGAGGUAAUUCCUGGUCAUCUGGAGGAGCUCCUCCUCCUCCUCCUGGUACACCACGUGUUGCUAAUCAACACACUACUAAAAACCAUUCUGGAGGUAAGUCUGUCUUGAGUGGAGCAGCAAUAGCUGGAAUAGCUUUGGGUGCACUGGCAGCAAUUGGGGUUCUAAUUGCACUAUUUUCAAGAAGAAAGUCGUCUCCUUCCUCACAUUUCCUUGAUGAAGAGAGAUCUAACCAGAGUAGAUCAUUUACUCCUCUUGCAUCUCAGGAAUUAUCCAAAAACUUGCCUACCGACAUAAGCAAUGACUUCAAAGGGCAUAGGUCAGUGGAUUCAUCUGCUUCAAUUGAUGUAAAGACUUUGCAAAAGUCUCCUUCAGUUGGUUUUAAGCUUCCACCUCCUGAGUUUAAGCAAACUUAUAAUGACAAUGAGUUCGUUAACCUUCUGAAUGCUAGAAAAAGCACCUCCCUUCGUGCUACAUCUUACUCUUUGGCAGAUUUACAACUUGCUACUGCUAAUUUUGCGUCAGGCCGCCUUCUCGGAGAGGGAUGUAUUGGACGUGUUUAUCGAGCUAAAUAUGCUGAUGGAAAGGUUUUAGCUGUUAAAAAGAUUGACUCCUCACUUUUUCAAGGAAGGCGAUCAGAAGAGUUUUCUGGAAUAGUUUCAAACAUUUCCAGGCUUCACCAUGCAAACAUAGCUGAGCUUGUUGGUUAUUGUUCAGAACAGGGGCAUAACAUGUUAAUUUAUGAGUAUUUCAGAAAUGGUUCACUUCAUGAAUUCUUACACAUGUCAGAUGACUAUAGCAAGCCACUAACUUGGAACACCAGAGUCAGAAUUGCAUUAGGGACAGGCCGAGCAGUUGAGUACCUCCAUGAAGUCUGUUCUCCAUCCUUAGUCCACAAGAACAUCAAAUCAUCGAAUAUUUUGCUCGACGCUGAUCUCAAUCCUCAUCUCUCUGACAGUGGUUUGGCAAUCUUUCAUCAGCGUACUAGUCAAAACCUUGGGGUAGGAUAUAAUGCUCCAGAGUGCACAAAACCUUCAGCCUAUACAAUGAAAAGUGAUGUUUACAGUUUUGGAGUGGUCAUGUUGGAAUUAUUAACAGGGCGAAUGCCUUUGGACAGUGCAAAACCAAAAUUCGAACAAUGCCUUGUACGAUGGGCCACACCACAGCUCCAUGACAUAGAUGCAUUGGCGAGAAUGGUUGAUCCUGCCCUGCGUGGAUUGUACCCUCCCAAGUCACUCUCUCGAUUUGCUGAUAUUAUUGCCCUCUGUGUUCAGUCCGAGCCCGAAUUUCGACCUCCUAUGUCAGAGGUGGUGCAAGCAUUGGUGCGGUUAGUCCAACGGACAAGUAUGAACUUGAGAGAUGAGCUUGGGGCAUCUCGUGGGAGAGAUGACUUUGAGUAUUUGUGAUUCAAAAUAUUGUAUAUACAUGUGUGAGAUAGAUUCAAGGGAAGGAGAGUCAUGUUCUUUUUGUUUUUUUUUUUUUUCAUGGAUUUUUCUGUUAGUAUAUAUACAUUUUUUUAGAACUCUUAGAAACUUUAGUUGUUAUAAUUUUGAAGU